GGAAGUGCGAUUGAUUUCAGGCGGUCGGUUUUAUUUUAGUGAUCACUCUCUCGCGCUUUACAUUGUCCUUCCUUUGUAUAUUUAACCCUCAGUCCUGGAGGCUGCGUAUCGUCGGGUAUCCGUUGUCCUUCCGAGAUCUGAGUCCGCCCAUUGCCCUAUUCCCGUGAUUUUAUUAGCGCGGCCCUGUUCCGCGUCGCUGCCACUUGCCUCCAUGACUGGCUAUGAUGCGUCAACGCUUGGGAAUGAGGAGAAACACACGGAGACGGCCUUAGCAACCCAGGAGCAACCGUCCUUGCGAACGGCCUCCAAAGACGACGAUUAUGGCGACAAGAUAGAAGAGGUGGAGGAGACCUCGCAAGAUUGUGAAUAUCGGGAAGAUUCAGACCCGGACGCAUUGCAAGGAAACGACGCGGAGGCGGCGACGGCAGCACCUGUGGAAAAGAAGACGACCAGGAUAAGCGUCAACAACUUGGCCAGUAUACCUAAUGGCGGCUUCCGCGCCUGGAUGCAGGUCAUGGGGAGCUUCUUCAUCUUCUACAACUCGUGGGGCAUAAUCAACACCUACGGAGUGUACCAAACGUACUACCAGCUCGACAUCUUGAAAAGAGAGAGCCCGAGCGCGAUUUCGUGGAUCGGAUCCAUCCAGGCCUUCUUGCUUAUGAUGGUCGGUGCGGUGACCGGUCCUGUGUACGACGCUGGCUACUUUCGAGAGCUGCUUUGGAGUGGUAGCUUCUUCAUAGUCUUCGGCCACAUGAUGCUUAGUCUCUGCAAGGAGUACUAUCAAGUCCUUCUCGCCCAGGCAUUCUGCAUCGGCGGCGGUGCUGGGCUGAUCUUCGUGCCCGGCGUGGCUAUCAUCAGCACCUACUUCACGACAAAGCUGGCCAUUGCGACUGGCAUCGCUGCAGCUGGGAGUUCGCUAGGCGGUGUACUCUAUCCGGUGAUGCUAAACAAGCUCAUCCCGCAGGUCGGCUUCCCCUGGGCUGUGCGCAUUAUCGGUUUUCUGUGUCUGGCCACACUUUCAGUCCCUCUGUUGGCGAUGAAGGUCCGCGUCUUACCGGCCGCGAAGCGACCGCUCGUAGAUUGGAGCGCACUACGCCAACCUGAGUACGUCCUCUUCGUGACCGGAAGUUUUGUCGGCUUCCUUGGACUGUACAGUCUAUUCUUCUACGUGCAGUCCUACGCCAUCGCGAAGGGAUUGAUGGAUCGGAACCUGGCCUUCUAUUUGCUGAGCAUGCUGAACGCUGCCAGCGCUUUUGGUCGAACAGUACCCAAUCUCGUGGCCGACAAAAUCGGUCCACUUAAUUGCCUGACCCCCGCGGCUAUAAUGUCGGGCGUAGUAAUUGCAUUGUUGAUCCCCGCAAACAGCUCCGCGGCACUGAUCGUGCUCGUGCUGCUGUUCGGAUUCUUCUCCGGCACAUACGUAUCGUUGCCACCAACCGUUGUUGUCUACAUGACCAAGAACCGAGGCCUGAUAGGAACGCGCUUGGGGAUGUGCUUCGCGGUCGUCAGCAUUGGCAUGCUUAUUGGCCCGCCGAUUCAAGGAGCCAUCCUACGUAAGUCCGGGUUCAACGCGGUUUGGAUAUUUGGUGGCGUCGUCACGAUUGCUGGAGGGCUGUUGCUGCUUGCGAGCCGAAUUGCGUUUAAAGGCUGGAAGCUGAUGGUCAAAGGAUAGACGUCGUUACAUGUCAUAGAAUAGAGAGCGAAAAUGCAUUAACCACGGGUAGAAGGGAAGGGAAAAAUAAAAGAACAUUAUGUUUUUUGGCA
Molecule: messenger RNA, 1764 nt
Organism: Verruconis gallopava
Lineage: Eukaryota; Fungi; Ascomycota; Dothideomycetes; Venturiales; Sympoventuriaceae
Exons: 2
Coding region: 212-1672 (486 amino acids)
Biological process (GO): transmembrane transport
Cellular component (GO): fungal-type vacuole membrane
Molecular function (GO): transmembrane transporter activity
Source: RefSeq, a predicted model, not a curated record